GGUGAUCGCUCUGCUUUCCCUGCUUCCUUCCCGCCUCCUUACCCCCACUUAACUUUUUGUCUUCACUCGCCUGCAGCUCUGUUCCCUCCUCGAAAACCCACCCGCGGCUGUGCCAACCGCCUGGGGCAUGGGCCCUCCAACACGGCUCCUGGAGGCCCCGCGGCGCCGCAAGAUGUGAGAGGCCCGAGUGGGGCAGAGCCAAAGCUUCGGGAGAGGAGCUGAUAGCCCCCAGCCUCCUCAGGCCAGGAGUGGUGGCGGUGUGCGCUGCACCCCCGCGGUGCUGAACGUCCCGGAGCGCCCAACCCGGGGCCGGAACGAGUAGCUGGCCCGAGACGCGCCGCGGAGAGCAGGCUGACAUGCCCUAUUGAUUCCCCCACCCCCUGCCAAGUAUGUUUGGGCUGGACCAAUUCGAGCCCCAGAUCAACAGCAGGAACGCUGGCCAGGGCGAGAGGAACUUUAACGAGGCCGGACUAAGCAUGAACACCCACUUUAAGGCCCCGGCUUUCCAUGCCGGGGGACCCCCUGGCCCCGUGGACCCUGCAAUGAGCGCGCUGGGCGAGCCCCCGAUCUUGGGCAUGAACAUGGAGCCUUACGGCUUCCACGCGCGCGGCCACUCGGAAUUGCACGCGGGGGGGCUGCAGGCACAGCCGGUGCACGGGUUCUUUGGAGGCCAGCAGCCUCACCACGGCCACCCGGGAGGUCACCACCCCCACCAACAUCACCCUCACUUUGGGGGCAACUUUGGUGGCCCGGACCCGGGGGCCUCGUGCCUGCACGGGGGUCGCCUGCUCGGCUACGGCGGCGCCGGCGGCGGCCUGGGCAGUCAGCCGCCCUUCGCCGAGGGUUAUGAUCACAUGGCGGAGAGCCAGGGGCCUGAGAGCUUCGGUCCGCAACGACCCGGGAACCUCCCGGACUUUCACAGUUCAGGCGCCUCGGGCCACGCCGUGCCUGCGCCGUGCUUGCCGCUGGACCAGAGCCCUAACCGAGCCGCCUCCUUUCACGGCCUGCCUGCCUCCAGCGGCUCUGAUUCCCACAGUCUGGAGAACCGGAGGGUGACGAACCAAGGAGCCGUCGACUCGCUGGAAUACAAUUACCCGGGCGAGGCGCCCUCGGGACAUUUCGACUUGUUUUCGCCCUCCGAUUCUGAGGGGCAGCUGCCUCAUUAUGCAGCGGGUCGCCAGGUUCCCGGGGGCUCUUUCCCGGGUGCCUCGGCCAUGCCCAGAGCUGCAGGCAUGGUGGGCUUGUCCAAAAUGCACGCCCAGCAGCAGCAGCAGCAGCAGCAGCAGCAACAGCAGCAACAGCAGCAACAGCAGCAGCACGGCGUGUUCUUCGAGAGGUUCGGUGGGGCCCGUAAGAUGCCCGUGGGCUUGGAGCCCGGAGUAGGCUCAAGGCAUCCAUUAAUGCAGCCUCCCCAGCAGGCCCCGCCGCCCCCUCAGCCGCAGCCCCCGCCGCAGACUCAGCAACCUCAGCAGCCGCAGCAGCAGCAGCCUCCGCCGCCCGGGCUUCUGGUCCGACAAAAUUCGUGUCCUCCUGCGCUCCCGCGGCCCCAGCAGGGCGAGGCGGGCACGCCCAGCGGCAGCCUGCAGGAUGGGGGCCCCAUGCUGCCCAGUCAACACGCGCAGUUCGAGUACCCCAUCCACAGGCUGGAGAACCGGAGCAUGCACCCUUAUUCUGAGCCUGUGUUCAACAUGCAGCAUCCCCCUCCGCAGCAGGCGCCCAACCAGCGGCUGCAGCAUUUCGACGCACCCCCCUACAUGAAUGUGGCCAAGAGGCCGCGCUUUGACUUCCCGGGCAGCGCGGGAGUGGACCGCUGCGCUUCGUGGAACGGCAGCAUGCACAACGGCUCUCUGGACAACCACCUCUCGCCCUCCGCCUAUUCGGGCCUACCCGGCGAGUUCACGCCGCCGGUGCCUGACAGCUUCCCCUCAGGGCCACCUCUGCAGCAUCCCGCCCCGGACCACCAGUCCCUGCAGCAGCAGCAGCAGCAGCAGCAGCAACAGCAGCAGCAGCAGCAGCGUCAAAACGCGGCCCUCAUGAUUAAACAGAUGGCGUCGCGGAAUCAGCAGCAGCGGCUGCGCCAACCCAACCUGGCCCAGCUAGGCCACCCCGGGGACGUGGGCCAGGGUGGCCUGGUGCACGGCGGCCCGGUGGGCGGUUUGGCCCAGCCGAACUUCGAGCGCGAAAGCGGCAGCACGGGCGCGGGGCGCCUGGGCACCUUCGAGCAGCAGGCGCCGCACUUGGCGCAAGAGAGUGCCUGGUUCCCAAGUCCUCACCCGCCACCGGGUGACCUGCUGCCCCGCAGGAUGGGCGGCUCGGGCCUGCCCACUGACUGCGGCCCGCACGACCCCGGGCUGGCGCCACCUCCUCCGCCCGGUGGCUCAGGGGUGCUGUUCCGGGGCCCUCUGCAGGAGCCGCUGAGGAUGCCCGGAGAGGGCCACGUGCCCGCGCUGCCCUCCCCUGGCCUGCAAUUCGGGGGUAGCCUGGCCGGCCUGGGCCAAUUGCAGUCACCAGGGGCUGGAGUGGGGCUGCCUAGCGCUCCCUCGGAGCGUCGGCCCCCGCCUCCGGAUUUCACGGCGCCCGCGCUCGGGGGCCAGCCUGGCUUCCCGUUUGGCGCAGCAAACCGGCAGGCCACGCCGCACAGCGGCCCAGGCGUGAACUCGCCCCCGAGCGCAGGCGGGGGCGGCGGCAGCACGGGCGGCGGCGGCGGCGGGGGCGCAUACCCGCCGCAGCCUGAUUUCCAGUCCAGCCAGCGCACCUCGGCCAGUAAACUGGGCGCGCUCUCGCUGGGCUCCUUCAACAAGCCCAGCUCCAAGGACAACCUGUUCGGCCAGAGCUGCCUGGCUGCGCUCUCCACCGCCUGCCAGAACAUGAUAGCCAGCCUCGGGGCCCCCAACCUCAACGUGACCUUCAACAAGAAGAACCCGCCUGAGGGGAAGAGGAAACUGAGCCAGAACGAGACCGAUGGCGCGGCCGUCGCGGGCAACCCGGGCUCGGAUUACUUCCCCGGAGGAACUGCUCCUGGGGCCCCAGGGCCCGGAGGCCCGUCGGGGACCAGUAGCAGUGGCUCCAAAACCUCGGGGCCUCCCAACCCUCCCGCCCAGGGGGACGGCACCAGCCUCUCCCCCAACUACACCCUGGAAUCAACGUCGGGGAACGACGGCAAGCCGGUCCCCGGGGGCGGUGGCCGGGGACGGGGUCGCAGAAAAAGGGACAGUGGUCACGUGAGCCCCGGGACCUUCUUCGACAAGUACUCCGCAGCGCCGGACAGCGGGGGCGCGCCCGGGGUAAGCCCAGGGCAGCCACAAGCACCGGGCGCAGCCGUCGGGGGAAGCUCUACGGGUGAGGCACGCGGGGCACCCACGCCUCACGAGAAAGCGCUAACCUCACCGUCGUGGGGGAAGGGCGCCGAGUUGCUUCUGGGGGACCAGCCGGACCUCAUGGCGUCCCUGGAUGGCGGAGCCAAGUCGGACGGUAGUUCCCCACACGUGGGCGAGUUCGCCUCAGAUGAGGUGAGCACAAGCUACGCCAAUGAGGACGAGGUGUCAUCCAGCUCUGACAACCCCCCUGCCCUGGCCAAAGCGAGUAGGAGCCCCAUGGUGACAGGCUCGCCCAAACUCCCUCCCCGGGGGGUGGGCGCAGGGGAACACGGACCGAAGGCGCCCCCGCCCCCCCUUGGCCUAGGCAUCAUGUCUACCUCUACCUCGACCCCUGACAGCUACGGCAGCGGCGGGGGCGCUGGCCAUCCGGGCACGCCUGGCCUGGAGCAGGUCCGGACCCCUACGAGCAGCAGCGGCGCACCCCCACCCGACGAGAUUCACCCCCUGGAGAUCCUCCAGGCCCAGAUCCAGCUGCAGAGGCAGCAGUUCAGCAUCUCGGAAGACCAGCCCCUGGGGAUCAAGGGAGGCAAGAAGGGUGAGUGUGCUGUGGGGGUCUCAAGCGCGCAGAAUGGAGACGGCGAGCUGGGCAGCUGCUGCUCCGAGGCUGUCAAGAGCGCCAUGAGCACCAUCGACCUGGACUCCCUGAUGGCAGAGCACAGCGCCACCUGGUACAUGCCGGCUGACAAGACCUUGGUGGACGGCACAGACGACGACAAGACGCUGGCGCCCUGGGAGAAGGCCAAACCCCAGAACCCCAACAGCAAAGAAGCCCACGACCUCCCCGCGAACAAGGCCUCAGCAGCCCAGCCCGGCAGCCACUUGCAGUGCCUGUCUGUCCACUGCACAGACGACGUGGGUGAUGCCAAGGCCCGAGCCUCCGUGCCCACCUGGCGGUCCCUGCACUCUGAUAUUUCCAACAGAUUCGGGACAUUCGUGGCCGCCCUAACUUGAAU
Molossus molossus (Pallas's mastiff bat) is the source of this 4330-nucleotide messenger RNA. RefSeq names its product MN1 proto-oncogene, transcriptional regulator (gene MN1). Gene Ontology annotation, biological process: regulation of DNA-templated transcription. The transcript has 2 exons. The record is from RefSeq and is a predicted model, not a curated record. Lineage: Eukaryota; Metazoa; Chordata; Mammalia; Chiroptera; Molossidae. The coding region runs from base 390 to 4328 and encodes 1312 amino acids.